CAAUGAAUUGUCCAGCAUUCUUUCCUGCUGAUGUGUGAGGGAGCUGCCUGUGCUGGGCGUCUGUUCCUGGUCCCCUCCUGCGGCUCCGACUCUUCUCCCUCUCCUCCAGUCGCAGAGCGGUGUGUAGAGGAGAAUCAUGUAAUGUAAGGAGCCGGCCGCCUAUUACACAUCACAUUACAGGAGGAAAAAGAAAAUCACGACUACAGGAGAUCCCUUCGCAAGAGCUGGACUCCUUCGCCCUGCGUACUCCCCUCUGAUGGCGUCCAAACUUCUGCGGGCUGUCAUUCUGGGACCCCCGGGUUCUGGCAAAGGGACCCUGUGCCAGAGGAUCGCCAAAAACUUCGGGCUGCAGCAUCUCUCCAGCGGAAACUUCCUCAGGCAGAACAUCAAAUCCAGCACUGAGGCUGGUGUGUUGGCCAAGCAGUACAUCGAGCAGGGUCUUCCCGUCCCCGAUGAACUCAUCACCCGCGUCAUGCUGUCGGAGCUGGAGAAGAGGACAACGCACAGCUGGUUACUGGAUGGUUUCCCCCGAACCCGGACGCAGGCAGAGGCGCUGGAUAAGAUCUAUGACCUGGACUUAGUAAUAACAUUAAAUAUUCCUUUCGAGACGCUGAAAGAUCGCCUGAACACGCGGUGGAUCCACCCACCCAGCGGACGAGUCUACAACAUGGAGUUCAAUCCUCCAAAUGUAUCUGGCAUUGAUGAUGUCACCGGAGAGCCAUUAGUCCAUGAAGAAGCAGAUAAACCCGAGGCGGUAGUUUCCAGGCUGCGCCAAUACAAAGAUGUUGCCAAACCGGUUAUAGAAAGAUAUAAGAGUAAAGGCAUCCUGCACACCUUCUCAGGGACAGAGACCAACAGAAUCUGGCCAUAUAUCUACACGCUGCUGAGCGCCCGGAUCACGCCGGUACACCCCGAGGACACGAGCCAGGCCUUCCGCCCCGAGGAGUCCUAAUGCCAACACCUAUUUAUUGGUCUUUGUGUGCCGUAUCAAUGUGGUGCUCUGUUCUCCUCUAUAAAUUGCUGUAUAUGGUAUUUUGUUAUAUAUAUAUUUCUCUUUUUAGAAGCUUUGAGCACUUAUGUUUUGGGAAAGUGUUUUUCGAUUUCGUUCAGUGUUGCAGAGAUUUGUGUCUCAAAAACCAAUGAAGUCCCCUGAUUUAGCUGCAAACCUACUACUAUAAUCAGGACACUGUGCCUAUCACUUAAAGGGUCAGUCCGCUCAGAAGUCAUUUUUUAGUUGGAGGCGGAGCCUUGCGGUCCAGCAAAAUCAGCUUUGGGGCGACUCUCCCCUAUAAAGAGUCAUUGCGCCAAAAAGAGAUUUCUCUUUUUUUUAAAGGACGCAGUGGAGAUCUUAAUCUCUGAUUAUUGGGUUAUGGCGCCACCUUCAGGAGUAGGUCAGUAGGCACAAAAUAAACCAGAAACACAGCCUUGUUAGGGGGUUUGAAUAAUACCAUCAGGGUGGGCCUCUAGGCACAUAUAUAUAUAAAAAAA
Molecule: messenger RNA, 1488 nt
Organism: Rana temporaria (common frog)
Lineage: Eukaryota; Metazoa; Chordata; Amphibia; Anura; Ranidae
Gene: AK4
Product: adenylate kinase 4
Exons: 6
Coding region: 257-952 (231 amino acids)
Biological process (GO): nucleobase-containing compound metabolic process
Cellular component (GO): cytoplasm; mitochondrion
Molecular function (GO): AMP kinase activity; ATP binding; nucleoside diphosphate kinase activity
Source: RefSeq, a predicted model, not a curated record